This is a messenger RNA of Oncorhynchus tshawytscha (Chinook salmon), 4682 nucleotides long. RefSeq names its product protein FAM171B-like. NCBI's taxonomy places the organism in Eukaryota, Metazoa, Chordata, Actinopteri, Salmoniformes, Salmonidae. The record is from RefSeq and is a predicted model, not a curated record.
AGCACCAUCUCCCGUCUCUGUUGUUGUACGCCCCGAAAACACAGCAUCAGCACCAGCGCGUCAACACCACCAGCCUGCCUGCUUUCUGUGCAUACUUAGGUUACCUGCCUCCGUUCCACCAUGAGGUUUCCAUGACAAAGAAAGCGGCGAGACUAGGCCUCCAUUCCUCCUUCUCUGUCUCAUUUCGCGCAGUUAUGUCUUUGGUUCGCGGCUCCCUCUCGCCAUGCCUGCGGACCGCCUGUACCUGCUUUUCUCGCUGGUUGUGAUCUCCUGCGGGGAUGGUGUCGUGAGGGCGGCACCGGAGGGUGGUGUCCUCGGCGGCCUAAUCACGCUGCUGGCCGCGGAGGACAAUGCCAUCGCCACUGUCCCAAACGGAUCCAUCACCGGCCAGACGGCCCUUUCUCAGGUUCAGACUCCGUCUGCCCUAACACCAGAGCCGCCCUUUGCCCUGAGGGUCCUGGUGAAGGAUCAGGUGACCCGGCGGCGCCUGGGCGGGGCCCAGGUGGGGGUGUUUGUCAACCACACCCUGAGUAGCCAGGCCCUGACUGGGGAGAAGGGAGACGUGCUGCUCAGGGUCCCCUACAGCCUGGGACUCAGCCUCACCAUUGUAGCUAGCAUGGAGGGAUACGUCCUCACCCUGUUGCCCUGGAGGACCACCAAGAGACCUAUAUUCUCCUCAGUGACCUUAUCGCUGCUCCCUCAAAACCAAGGCAACAUCUGGCUGUUUGAUGACUCCGUGCUCAUCACUGGGAAGUUACCUGACAUCUCCUACCAGCCCAGCGUUCAGUUCCCCAAGAGUCACCUGAUGCUCUCUGACGGAAGUAACACCUCCACAGUGAUGGCUUACCUGACCGUGCCACAGCGCCACCUAGGCAAGGACUGUGUCAACUGCACCCCAGGCAUCAUUCACAACAAGUCAGUGUUCAGGAGUGUUGAGUUGCGGGCGAUGGCAGCGGUCAGCACUCUGCUGUACUCUGGUGGUCAGGAGGUCCAGGUGAAAGGCCCCAUCCAGAUCUCCCUGCCCCUGGCACACACCACCAACCUGAGGCCCUCGGACACCCUCCCUGCCUGGGACUUCAACACCAAGACAGGUGCUUGGGAGAACCAGGGUUUGGGGAUAGUGAAGAUGGUUGGAGAUCAUCUGGUCUGGACCUACAUUGCUUCUCACCUGGGUUACUGGAUCGCUGCACCCCUACCCUCCUCCAACGGUUAUAUGGGCCAUGCCAGCUCAAUGGAAUUCCUCUCCUACCACACCUACCUGCUCGUAGGAAUACUGGGUGGGACUCUGGUUAUAGUCUUGGGGUUUCUGGCUGUGCUGCUGUGUCAAUGUGGAGGUUCAGGUUCCUCUCGUGGGCCGAGGAGGAGAGCACGGUUCUCGAAGCGGUCCGCUCUGAAGAAGGACCAGACCACCUCCACCCACAUGGAGGAGGGCCAUGCCAUGAUGUCCUUCCACCCCGGAGACAGAGCCCACGGCCUGGCCUCGCGCAGCGUCCAGUGUGACCCCUCCACCCCCAGGCACAACAAAGCCAACUACAACAUCUAUGUGGAAGACCCCGGGCGUGGGUCCGCCCUCCUGUAUGAAAAUGUGGGGAGCGGGGCCAAGGGACCCCCGACAUCACACCACUACAUCAACAGUGAGGAGGUGGCCAGGCUGAGGGAGAGGUCCAGCGAGGAGCAGAACAGAGCCCACCUGGGUGGAGGUGCUCAGCUGCUCCACCUUUACAACCAGCCUGUGGCCAUCCUCCAGGCCCCGGAGCGCUUCAGCAGCCAAGGUGGGGAGCAGCAAGGAUCAGGCUGCAAGUCGGCCACCUUCCCCGGCGGCCAGGACCAGCCCCAGGCCCUGGAGACCACUCCCCAAGGCCCAGCCUCUAAUCCUGGGGCGUGGGGCCGGUACAGCAGCCUCCCGGAGUCCUCCGUUUCCGUCCCCGGUACUCUGAACGAGGCGGCUGGAAUGAGGGCCUUCAGCAGUGGGAUGGGGGCCAGUGAACUCCAGGGGAUAUCAGAGCGUACACUCCUGGAGCUGACCCGAGGCAAGGCCUCGUCGCCUCACCCCAGGGCCUGGUUCGUCUCCCUGGAUGGGAAACCAGCCGCCUCGGUCCGCCACUCCAUCAUAGAGCUCCAGGGACGCCACCCACGGCCCCCAAGCAACGACACCAGCCUGGACUCUGGCGUGGACAUGAAUGAGCCCCAGCAGAGUGUGAGGGAGGCGGAGCGAGAGAGGCCUUCCAUCCGUGGCUCGUUCCCCCACCACAGCAGAGGGCGCUACAGCGAGGAGCAGGACCUGAGCAGCAGUGAGAGCGGCACCACCGCCACCUGCACCCCUGAAGACCCCUACCUGAGGAACAUUCUGGACGGGAGCAGCGGGGCCAUUCCCAAUAUCCCGGAGGAGCGGGACGGAAUGGACACGUCCAGUGCACAGGAGGACAGUGAGUCGAGGGGGACACCGCCCCCACGCAGGCUGAGGAAGGUGAGGGAGAAGGGGAGGGCCGAGAAGAGAAGCGCCAGGCACCAUGUCAGAGAAGAGAGGCCUCUGGUCAAACGGAGCUAAGGCACUGUUCACCAGAGAUGGACUGGGAUGGGACUUAUUUCAAUACCAGUCAAUUCUGGAAGUGUAUUGACAUUAUUGGCAUUCAGUAGUUAAUGGGCAUGUUUCAUGUCCAGUUGCAUGGUCAGUGCUUUUUCCUCAAUUGGCUGUGAUGGUUACAGAAAUGUUGAAUCUGUCAAGAAGGGAUUGAGUUUAUUGUUGAUUGUUUUCCUAUAGGGGUCGUAUGUUGACGGACGGCUGAGACAACGUAUGGCGAUGUUAAAGCGUUUUCUGUGGUUUGAUGGAUGUGUAUGCUCCAGUCCUUCUAAAAGGAAUAGUUAGAUAGAUGCUAGUGGACACAGCAGUAGUAUGGCUUCAGAUCGUCUCAUUCCUGGCAUCUGCGUCAAAGAAGAUGUGUUCUUUACACUGCCUGCGAUGAGGAGUCAGAGAUGCUGUAUAGCGAGAUAAUGAAGGGUAAUUAGAGAGGAUAGAGGGCUGUAUUGGGCUGAGCCGAUGAGAUCUGGCAGCAGAGACGGACAGUGAUACAGUCCUCCUGUACAGAACACUGACACUUACCCACCGUGAUUGCCUGCCUUUAAAGGAAAUCGAUAUUAACACCAUUGCCUGCUCUGCUCACAGUGUUUAAGACUGGCUGUACCCAGCCAUCUGUCUAUUGCUCUGUUUGUAAACUAGACACUGAUUCACAGCUGUCCCUUUUAGAGGUCAUCUUUACACCUCUAUUAAGGGGGAAAUACCAUUAUUUCUUUGAGAAUGCAUGAAAGGUAUAAAGUCAAAUGUUGUGUAUGAAAAGAGGAAAGUGUGUGUAUUUGACUUGUAGUGUGAAGACAAUGGAAAGGAUUCUCUUCUUAGGGACAUUAAGUCUGAGGGAUACUAAUCCAGUCAUGUGUUACUUUAACGUAUUCGUCUUCAAAUAGUUACUGUUGAUGUUCAAUGAUUCCUGUUCAACGAGCAGAUCUUACACAACACAUCGCUGUCCUUACAUACAGAUGGAGUAUUGGGAGGUGGUCAGUUUAAGCUUUCAUUGUUCAGUCUAAAAAGCACAGAACACAAUUGGGAACGAUACACGUAAUAUAAUUUGAUUGGUUAGAACCCACUGCAAUGAGAACGUAAUAAGCGUAACAUAAAACACUCAAAUAAAUGAAAGCACUCAAAUGUUUUUGUUGUUGUAAAAAGUGAGGUGGUAUUUCAAAUGAACACAAACUAUAUUGCUGUGAUGGACUGAUACAUUUGGUGAAGCACACAAUCUCCUCCUGAAAAUGAUCUGACCAGCGAUAUCAGUCGUCCUGCUGCUAAAUUUGAAACAACAUUCAUAUUUUGCCCAUAUUUAGUCUUCCUCGUGGUGUGACAUCACACACGCCAGUCCUUCAGUGUGUAUGAGGAUAAAUACUGUACAUGAAUAGCUUUAUUUGGUAUGUACAUACUCAAGCAUAUGAUCUAGUAUGUGUGAUCGUGUAUUUUUAUGUAUGUAUGCAUACAUCGUCCUAUCCUUUCUCAGCAACUGCGACAAAAAAUGUUCCAAGAGAAUGAGAAUGCUUCUCAGAGUGAAGAAGAAAGAUGUGCUUUUUUGAGCCAUCAUCACUAUUCAUGAACCCAAGCUUUAGUGUAUGUGCUUUACUUCGGAGGUUUGUUACAUUAUUGUAUGUUAGCUUUGGUGCGAUGAAUAGGUUCAAAUGUGAUCCGGGGUGUAAAAAGCUUGACGACGUAGCAACUUCUACCUUCUAAAUGUAGCAGCGCAAGUUAUAUACCUGACGAAUGCAGCGAUGAUUUAUGAAGCUUAAAAUGAUUGAAGGCUGAACAUGUUGUUAUUGUCGCCACUGAUGAAGGUUAGGAAAAACAAGAUGUUUCAACCGUUGGAGAAUUGUAUAAAGUAUAGUAUGUAAUAAUAUUUCUCAGAGACAAAACAGACCCCACUGGCCCAUCCUUUUCAAAGUGGCCUUCACUGAAUGUAUUUCCUUGUAUUUAUUUCAUUGUAAUGUAGUGUAUUUCUACUGUCCAUAUUCAUUUAACAUUAACUGGCAUUCAGGCUUUUGAAACAGGCAUUUCUUGUGUUGAUUACGUCAGUAUAUUACAGUAGUGUGAUUAGUCUGCCUUUUUGUGCACUUAUCAAUGCCUAAGUAAUAAACUCACUUGAUACCAA